This is a messenger RNA of Camelina sativa (false flax), 1712 nucleotides long. Lineage: Eukaryota; Viridiplantae; Streptophyta; Magnoliopsida; Brassicales; Brassicaceae. The record is from RefSeq and is a predicted model, not a curated record.
UUGACAUUUUUGAGAGUGUGAAUGAGGCAGAAACUGAGGUUUUGGUAACCAAAGAGAAAACUCAAAGUGUCACUCGACCAUUCUCCAACUGAGUGAAGUCAUUAUCCUCCCUAAGCGUCAAGACCUGCUUCCUAAACCUCACCAACCGCAUGAUUCAAGUCCUCCCACACUUGACAGUUUGUAUGAACUCCAAAAUACUAAGAUUCUAAGGGAUUCAGUGAAAGAGUUAACAUCUAUGGUGAAGGAGAUGAGUGGGCAAAUCAAGAAGCUCCAAGGUACAAUGAGAAGUUCUCCUCCAAGGAAAUUAAGGAAGAGGUUUGGGAUAAUGAAGAAGAGCUGUUCAUUUCUUGUUGAACCUGGGCAGAAUGUUAAAGAGUAUCUGGCUAGACAAGACAUUCUAAAGGGGUCUCCGGAGCCUCUCUAUGACCCUCCCAAAGCAUAAGAAGUAUGCAAAGUCAAGCUCAAAGACUUUAAACAAGCUCACUUGGGAGGAAGUUCCAAAGGUAUCACUGCAAAAAAAAUUUAGGAUCCUUGUGUUUUUUAUUUUUGUUUUUAGUUUUCUGGUGUUCAGGAAUCUACAGAAGGAAGUAUGGGCAACAGAAAAGGAAAAGUGAAAGUAGCAGAUUGACCUCUAUGAACUCAACGUCAAGACUACUGGAGGCAACCAACGACUCGAACGGAUCUGCUCGACUCGACCCUCUCAACGCUCUCCAACUAUCCGACUCGACCGCCGUAGCUCGCCGCUUCCCUCGAGUCGACUAGACUCCACUCGAUCCGCCAAGUUGUCCCACUCGCUCCAUUGAGUUAUCUUAGUCCAACGUCAUCCCACUCGAUCACCGUUCAUCGCUGCCAUGCCACUAGAGCCAAGAUCUUCCCUCUCGACUCACGCAUUGAAGACACCCUCAAGUCACGGUGGUUAGACCCGAUCGGUUCAGCAUAACUGCCUUUGUGCUUUGAGUUAAACAUGUUUCAGAGAAGUAGAAAGAGCACUGAACUAAUAGAUGAAAUGAGAGAUGCAUAUGUUUGUGUGGGUGGAGAACGGUCAUCGCCUAUGUUCAUGGCUAAGCGUUUCUUAGAAAUGAAGAACUUAGAUUGAGCAGAAGAUUGAGCAUCAAGGAGAUUAUCAGCCAACAGAGGUUGUGGUGUUAUUAUCGAACCAUUACGUCUCUCGAGUCGAUGACAUCCAGUGCGACGAGCAGCGGAACUUUUAUUAGAACACACAAGGGGUUGAGCAGCAAGUCGUCAAAGCAGCUAAGAUCACUCAUGCGGAUCCAGAAAAGGAUGAGGGACAAAGUCAGUUUCACGCUCCUCCUUGGGCGAGCACCGACUCAUUCUUCUACUACUGAGGUGUUUAGGAGAUGUCCAGACUGUUCGAACCAAAUGGAGGCUGAGACACGCGACUCGACCGAUGCACUCCUAGGACAGACGACACGCGACUCGACCGACUCACUCCCAAGACUAACGACACGCGACUCGACCGACGCACUCCCAAGACUGACGACACGCGACUCGACCGACGCUCCCGGGAGAGAAGCAAUGCGACUCGACCGACAUGCGACUUGGACACGCUCCCAGGAAGAAGCAUCAGCAUCCCACUCGACCGACCACGCCAAACAUCCGACUUCUUCCACCUCUAUGAUCAAGUCGAGUGAAGAUUUUACAUUAAAAUUGUAGGGAAUUGAGUCAUCUUUCUAAUGCUGUUUAUUUCAAGC